UAUAAUUAUGUCAGCUGCUCCGACAUUGAACUUUGGCAACGCGUUAAUGGCAGAAAACAAUGACCUAGACAAACACCAACCAUCACAAUGCCCUAUAAAUAUGAAGAAGAGCUACAUGCUCUCUCACUCAUCCCUCAUUUUCUCAGCCUUGCCUGUGUUAUCAAAAUUAAUCAAAAAAUAAUUCACGUGAAAGAACGUAAAAAAUGACAACAGCUGUUAGAAAUUCUUUGUCAUCUGUAGCAAGUAGAGCUGCUGUUUUGGUGAUGCUGCUGGUUUUUAUGAGCAGCGGAAGCCAUGCACAGCUUUCUUCUACAUUUUAUGAAAAUACAUGCCCCAAUGCACUGAGUACCAUUCGCACUGCCAUCAGAACCGCCAUUGCGAGGGAGCGUAGAAUGGCUGCAUCUUUAAUUCGCCUUCAUUUCCAUGAUUGUUUUGUUCAGGGAUGUGAUGCCUCAAUCUUACUAGACGAUGCCCCCUCAAUCACAAGCGAAAAGAAUGCACUGCAAAAUAAAGACUCUGCGAGAGGUUAUGAAGUCAUUGACAAGGCAAAAUCUGAUGUGGAGAAAAUAUGUCCUGGAGUUGUAUCUUGUGCUGACAUUCUCGCAGUUGCAGCCAGGGAUGCAUCAGAAUACGUGGGAGGCCCAUCUUGGACAGUUAAACUCGGGAGAAGAGAUUCUACCACUGCAAGCACAAAUCUGGCUGCCAGUCAACUUCCUCUCUUCACAGCCAGCCUUGAAAGCCUUAUUGAUCUCUUCGGAAGAAAGGGGCUUAGUGCAAGAGACAUGGUUGCUUUGUCAGGUUCUCAUACAAUAGGACAGGCUCAAUGUGUUACAUUCCGGGAUAGGAUAUACAGUAACGGAAGUGACAUCGACGCUGGAUUUGCAAGCACACGCAAGCGCAAUUGUCCAGCUAACUUUCCCAACGGCAAUGGGAAUUUGGCUCCACUUGAUUUGGUGACUCCGAAUUCCUUUGACAACAACUACUUCAAGAACCUGUUGCAAAAGAAAGGUCUUUUGGAGUCAGAUCAAGUGCUUUUCAGCGGUGGAUCCACAGAUAACAUUGUCUCAGAAUACAGCAGGAACCCUUCUAUUUUCAAGUCUGAUUUUGCAACUGCCAUGAUCAAAAUGGGAGAUAUUGAACCUCUAAUAGGUUCAGCAGGGAUAAUAAGGAGGAUUUGCAGCGCUGUCAACUAGUUGAUAUGCAUCUUCAGCUUUGUGUGUUUCCUUUUUUCUCUUGAUUACUUUUAUUCUUUCAAGUGUAAAGUAGUAGCAAUGUUUUUUUCUGUUUAAUUUUUUUGUGUACUUUCGUUAAUGUGAUUCUCUUCAAUCGAAUAAUAAUAACUGUAUUGAAGACGAGAUAUACCUAUAGCUAGAAUUCUAUUUGAUCAGUUGAG
Messenger RNA from Durio zibethinus, 1393 nucleotides. RefSeq names its product lignin-forming anionic peroxidase-like. Gene Ontology annotation, molecular function: peroxidase activity; heme binding. Gene Ontology annotation, biological process: hydrogen peroxide catabolic process; response to oxidative stress. The record is from RefSeq and is a predicted model, not a curated record. Lineage: Eukaryota; Viridiplantae; Streptophyta; Magnoliopsida; Malvales; Malvaceae.